GCAGUGGAUCGUGGAGCCGCCAUGCCGGAGCCGCGCGGGUCGUCACCCCUGCGGGUGAACGCGGCGUUCGCCGCGCGGUACGGCCGCUACCGGGAGCGCGAGGAGCUGCAGCGGCUGAAAGAUCGCUAUGGGGAUAGGGACAGCUGCGGCGACUCCAGCUCCGAGUCUGACUCCGGCGACGAGCGCGUGGAAUUUGACACUCAGCAGGAGCGUGACUUUUACAGGACCCUCUCCUUACUGAAGAAAAAGGAUCCGCGCAUCUAUCAGAAAGAUGCUACCUUCUAUCAGAGAACAGCAUCGCCCUCAGACAGGAAGGAGGAGCCAGCAGCUGAAGAGAAACAGAAGAAGGUGCAGCCCAUGUACCUGAAGGACUACGAGAGGAAGGUUAUCUUGGAGAAGGGAGGCAAAUAUGUCGAUGAGGAGAAUUCAGAGGGGGAGGCCUCCAAUCAGAGACUCCAGCAGACCUCAUCGAAAAGUUAUGUGGAAGAACAGAAACAGCUGAAGGAAAGCUUCCGGGCAUUUGUGGAGAGUGAGGACGAGGACAGUGCUGGGGAAGGCGGCUCCGGGCUACUGCAGAAACGCGCUAAAAGCAGAGAGCAGAAGGCCCAGGAGGAUGCUGAUUACAUCGAGUGGCUGAAGGGGCAGAAGGAGAUUCAGAACCCCGACACCCUGAAAGAACUGACUCACCUCAAGGAAUAUUGGAACAACCCAGAGCUGGAUGAGGGGGAGCGCUUCCUGCGGGAUUACAUCCUCAACAAACGCUACGAGGAGGAAGGAGAUGAGGAGGAAGAGGAGGAAGGAGAAGUGGUCCCUGGCCCCCCGGUCCAGCUGGCCGUGGACGACUCCUCAGACGAGGGUGAGCUGUUUCUGAAGAAACAGGAGGACUUUGAGCACAAGUACAACUUCCGCUUCGAGGAGCCAGACUCUGCCUCGGUCAAGACCUAUCCUCGGAACAUCACAUCCUCCGUGCGCCGAAAGGACGAGCGCAGGAAGGAGAGGAGGGAAGAGACGCGGGAGCGGAAGAGGAGAGAGAAAGCGAGGAAGCAGGAGGAACUCAAGCAGCUGAAGAACCUGAAGAGGAAGGAGAUUCUGGCCAAGCUGGAGAGGCUGCGGCAGGUCACAGGCAACGAGACACUGGGCUUUGAGGAGCAGGACCUCGAGGACGACUUUGACCCCGCCCAGCACGACCAGCUCAUGCAGAAGUGCUUCGGGGACAAGUACUACGGAACCAUGGAGGAGGAGAAGCCACAGUUUGAGGAAGAGGAAGGGCUUGAAGACGACUGGAACUGGGACACGUGGGCUGGGCCGGAGCAGGGUGGAGCUUGGUGCCAGCAGGAGCCACACUGCGAGGACCCCGACUUCAACAUGGAUGCCGACUAUGACCCCAGCCAGCCUCAGAAGCAGCAGCGCAAGGCUCCUUCGUUGGGCAAGAAGAAGCGAAAGUCGCCCUUCGCCACAGCCGUGGAGCAGGAGAAGCCUGUGUUUGACCCUGGGGACAAGACAUUCGAGGAGUACCUGGACGAGUAUUACCAGCUGGACUACGAGGACAUCAUCGAUGACCUGCCCUGUCGCUUCAAGUACCGCACGGUGGUGCCCUGCGACUUCGGGCUCAGCACCGAGGAGAUCCUCACUGCCGAUGACAAGGAGCUGAACCGAUGGUGCUCCCUGAAGAAGACCUGCAUGUACAGGUCGGAGCAGGAGGAGCUGCAGGACAGGAGGGCGUACAGCCAGAAGGCCCAGAACAUAUGGAAAAAGAGGCAGAUCUUCAAGUCACUCUGCCCAGAGGAGACAAAGAUGCCCACAGAAGCCACAGGGAAGCCACAGAGAGACAAAGCUAGCCCACAGGGGCAGCUGCUGGCACCCGAUGGGGCCUGUGGGAAGUGGUCCCAGCCUGACAGCCCCCCAGUACAGGAAGAGGCAGCCCCUGCGACACCCACCGAGAAACCGGCCCCCCAGAGGCAGAGGAGGGGCAAGAAGGCACGUCUCCUGGGCCCCACAGUAACACUUGGUGGAUGCGAGUUCAGCCACCAGAGACUGCAGGCCUUUGGCCUCAACCCCAAACGGCUGCACUUCCGCCAGCUGGGCCGGCAACGGAGGAAGCGGCAGGGGCCUAAGAGCCACCCCUGAGCUCAAGGGAGCCUGCAGGGGCCUUAGGGCUCCUCCCCUUCAAUCAAGCCC
This is a messenger RNA of Lipotes vexillifer (Yangtze River dolphin), 2178 nucleotides long. RefSeq names its product KRI1 homolog (gene KRI1). Gene Ontology annotation, cellular component: nucleolus; 90S preribosome. NCBI's taxonomy places the organism in Eukaryota, Metazoa, Chordata, Mammalia, Artiodactyla, Lipotidae. The transcript has 19 exons. Bases 22 to 2127 code for a protein of 701 amino acids. Gene Ontology annotation, biological process: endonucleolytic cleavage in ITS1 to separate SSU-rRNA from 5.8S rRNA and LSU-rRNA from tricistronic rRNA transcript (SSU-rRNA, 5.8S rRNA, LSU-rRNA). The record is from RefSeq and is a predicted model, not a curated record.